AUGGCUGAUAACCCGUUUGACACGGUGAUAGAUGGGCCUGUUGGUGGUGAUGAAGCUCGUGUUCCCUUGUCCGCCACUGCUGAGGCACUUUCGAAGCCCAAUCCCUCAUUAGAAUUCUGCACUCUGACGGUCGAGGAGACUCUACGAAGGCUGGAGACUGAUGGUAAGACUGGUUUGGGUUCCAUUGAAGAAGCUAGUAAAAGAAAACUGGCUUAUGGUGCCAAUGAAGUAGUUGGGGAAGAGGAUGACCCUAUUUGGAAGAAAUUUAUAUCAAAUUUCAUUGAGGAUCCACUUAUUCUGCUACUAAUUGGUUCAGCUGUGGUUUCAUUCAUCAUGGGAAAUGUUGAUGAUGCAGUGAGUAUUACUUUGGCAAUCGUAAUUGUGGUGACUGUUGGCUUUGUUCAAGAGUAUAGAUCAGAGAAAUCUUUAGAAGCACUGAGUAAGUUGGUUCCGGCAGAGUGCCAUUUGGUAAGGUGCGGUCAAGAAUCCCAUGUUUUGGCAGUCAACUUGGUGCCUGGUGAUUUGGUAAGCUUCCGUAUUGGUGAUCGUAUUCCAGCGGAUCUUAGAAUUAUUGAAAGUGUAGAUUUGUCAAUUGAUGAGAGUAACUUGACUGGUGAAAACGAACCAGUUCACAAAACUACUCAGCAUGUCAGCAAGGAAAGUUUCAACGAUCAGCCAUAUUCGAUUGUGCCUAUAUCGGAUAGAACAUGUAUUGCAUACAUGGGUACUUUGGUUAGAGAAGGUCAUGGGAAAGGUAUUGUUGUCGGAACUGGUAAGAAUACAUCAUUUGGUGCCGUUUUCGAGAUGAUGAGUUCCAUUGAAAAGCCAAAAACGCCUUUGCAAGUUGCAAUGGACAAACUAGGUAAGGAUUUGUCGCUGAUGAGCUUUGUCCUCAUUGGGUUCAUUUGCUUGAUCGGUAUCAUACAGGGCAGAUCUUGGCUCGAUAUGUUCCAGAUCUCAGUUUCCUUGGCUGUCGCUGCUAUUCCUGAGGGUCUUCCUAUCAUUGUUACUGUGACAUUGGCACUCGGUGUUUUGAGAAUGGCCAAACGUAAAGCUAUUGUAAGAAGAUUACCUAGUGUUGAAACCUUAGGUUCAGUCAACGUUAUCUGCUCGGACAAGACGGGAACAUUAACCUCUAACCAUAUGACGGUGUCCAAGAUUUGGUGUCUGGCUAGCAUGGCAAAUAAGUCGAAUAUGUUAAAUCUGGAUAAGAACAGGCCUGGAAGCUUCAAGAAUUACCUGACCGAUGAUGUAAGAGCAAUCCUGACAGUGAGUAAUGUCUGCAACAACGCUUCCUUCUCUCAAGAACAUGGCAAAUUUUUGGGUAAUCCUACCGACAUCGCAUUGGUUGAACAACUAACCAAAUUCGAUAUAAAGGAUGUAAGAGGUCAAUUUGAAAAACUACAGGAGAUUCCUUUCAACUCCAAAAGGAAAUUUAUGGCUACUAAGGUGAUCGAUCCAGAGGGAAAAUGCGUAGUGUUUGUAAAGGGUGCUUUCGAGAAGAUUUUGGAGCACUCUAGUCACUUUGUGAAUCAGAAGGGCAAAGCUGAAUCAUUGAGUAAUGGGCAAAGAGAGACUAUCAAUGAAACUGCUAAUUAUCUUGCCUCCGAUGGUCUACGUACACUAGCUUUUGCAAAACUCGAAGUACGUGAUCCUUCCGCGGUGCUUGAUGAGGAAUCCAUCAAGGGCUUGACUUUCAUCGGUCUAAUUGGUAUGAAUGACCCACCACGUACUACUGUUAAACCUGCCAUUGAGCAAUUACUGCAAGGUGGUGUUCAUGUCAUUAUGAUUACCGGUGAUUCGCAGAAUACAGCCGUUAACAUUGCUAGACAAAUCGGUAUUCCAGUAAUGAACCCUGAGUUUUCCGUCUUAACGGGUGACAAAUUGAACGACAUGAGUGAUGAUGAGCUGGCAAAUGUUAUAGAUCAUGUCAACAUCUUUGCGCGUGCCACUCCUGAGCAUAAAUUGAACAUUGUCCGUGCCUUAAGAAAGAGAGGUGAUAUCGUCGCUAUGACUGGUGAUGGUGUGAACGAUGCUCCAGCUUUAAAAUUGGCAGAUAUUGGUGUUGCGAUGGGCAAAAUGGGGACUGACGUUGCGAAAGAAGCUUCAGAUAUGGUUUUAACAGAUGACGAUUUUAGUACCAUUUUGACCGCCAUUGAAGAAGGUAAGGGUAUUUUUAACAACAUUCAAAAUUUUCUUACGUUUCAAUUGUCCACAUCUGUUGCUGCUCUAUCCCUUGUGGCGCUGUCAACUGCUUUCAAGCUACCCAAUCCGUUAAACGCUAUGCAGAUUUUGUGGAUCAAUAUUUUGAUGGAUGGUCCUCCUGCUCAGUCUCUUGGUGUCGAACCGGUUGAUCAUGAAGUCAUGAAAAAGCCGCCAAGAAAGAGAACAGAUAAGAUAUUGACUAACUUUUGUUUAAGAAGAUUACUAAUGAGCGCCGCAUUCAUCAUAAUAGGAACAACUUAUGUGUUUGUGAAAGAGAUGGCUGAGGACAACCAAGUCACUGCUAGAGACACCACUAUGACAUUCACAUGUUUUGUCCUCUUCGACAUGUUCAACGCAUUGGCAUGCAGACAUGCUACCAAAUCGAUCUUUGAGGUUGGAUUCUUUGCGAAUAAGAUGUUCAACUAUGCUGUUGGGCUGUCCUUAUUAGGACAAUUAUGUGCCAUCUAUGUUCCGUUUUUCCAGGGAAUCUUCAAGACAGAAAGUCUAACUCUUGGUGAUUUGGGUUUCCUACUCAUGAUCAGCAGUUCCGUCUUCAUUGCUGAUGAAGCACGUAAGCUGUGGUCAAGAAGAUAUUCCUCCAUAGAAUCCCUGCGCUACUCUAAUGUGUAG
Torulaspora delbrueckii is the source of this 2835-nucleotide messenger RNA. It is a transcript of the gene PMR1, whose product is annotated as Ca(2+)/Mn(2+)-transporting P-type ATPase PMR1. The coding region runs from base 1 to 2835 and encodes 944 amino acids. Gene Ontology annotation, molecular function: ATP hydrolysis activity; P-type calcium transporter activity; ATP binding. NCBI's taxonomy places the organism in Eukaryota, Fungi, Ascomycota, Saccharomycetes, Saccharomycetales, Saccharomycetaceae. The record is from RefSeq and is a predicted model, not a curated record. Gene Ontology annotation, cellular component: endoplasmic reticulum; Golgi membrane; plasma membrane. Gene Ontology annotation, biological process: manganese ion transport; calcium ion transmembrane transport; intracellular calcium ion homeostasis. The transcript has a single exon.